Funneliformis mosseae is the source of this 1719-nucleotide messenger RNA. Lineage: Eukaryota; Fungi; Glomeromycota; Glomeromycetes; Glomerales; Glomeraceae. The record is from the annotation of a GenBank genome assembly.
AUGGACAUCGUAAAAGCAGUGCAAAACUAUAUUAACAAGAUGGUCAAUGAAGUACCGGGUAUAAAGGUGCUGCUACUUGAUGCGGAGACGACUCCGAUUAUUUCGAACGUAAUGACUCAAUCUAGCCUUUUAUCACAUGAAACUUAUUUGGUCGAUCGAAUUGAUAAUCGAAAUCGCGAUAGAAUGCGACACCUUAAAUGCAUUUGUUUUCUACGCCCUACCAAUGAGACCAUACAGUUGUUGGUUGAAGAACUUAGAGAUCCCAGCUAUGGAGAUUAUUACUUAUACUUUAGUAAUACAUUGAAACCGUCGUUAAUCGAAAGAUUGGCUGAGGUGGACGAACACGAAGUUGUUCGCGAAGUGCAGGAAUAUUUCGCAGAUUAUUGUGCGAUCAAUCCUGAUUUUUUUUCUUUGAAUCUUUCAUUACAACAGCAUAGACUUUAUGAUGACUCACAAAAUAAAUGGGAUAGUAAAACGUUUCGUCGAGUCGUUGAAGGUGUACUUGCCGUUUUACUUUCAUUAAAGAAAAAACCUUUGAUACGUUACGAGAAGAUGAGUGUCAUGGCAAAGCAACUCGCAACAGAAGUUCUUUACAAUAUUCAGAGUGAAGGACAACUAUUUGAUUUUCGUCGAACGGAUACUCCACCGAUAUUACUUAUAUUAGAUCGUCGGAACGAUCCAGUCACUCCUUUGUUAUCACAAUGGACUUACCAAGCGAUGGUCCAUGAAUUACUUGGCAUCCAUAACGGUCGCGUGGAUUUAUCGGAUGUUCCUGAUAUACGUCCGGAAUUGAAGGAAAUCGUACUUUCUAGAGAUCAAGAUCCAUUUUACAAGAAAAAUAUGUACUUGAAUCUUGGAGAUCUGGGUGCUAAUAUCAAAUCACACGUUGAGGAGUAUCAGGCAAAAACUAAAUCGAGUAUGAAUAUAGAGUCUAUCGGCGACAUGAAGCGAUUUUUAGAAGGAUAUCCUGAAUUCAGAAAACUAUCUGGUAACGUGGGCAAGCAUGUAGCUUUGGUUAGCGAAUUAAGUCGUCUGGUGGAAAAGGAAAAUCUAUUAGAAGUUAGUGAAUUGGAGCAGAGUCUGGCUUGUUAUGAGCAGCACAAUAACGAUUUAAAGAGUUUGCAAAAGCUUAUAGCGAAUCCUAAAGUAUCAGAUGAUAGUAAGAUUCGACUAACUUUAUUAUAUUCCUUGCGAUACGAAAAAUCACCAAAUAAUGACAUCUUCUCAUUAAUUGAUCUGUUACGACAUCAUGGUGUUAGCGAGCAUAAGAUUUCUUUGAUUGGAUCAAUGUUAACAUUUGCUGGAUCUGAUCAAAGACAGGAUGAUUUAUUCUCGAAUGAGAGUUUAUUGUCUAAAGGACGAAAUGUUUUUAAAGGGUUGAAGGGAGUUGAGAAUGUAUAUACACAACACUCUCCACAUCUUUCGCAGACGCUUGAAUUUUUAAUUAAAGGCAAAUUGAAAGAAACUAGUUACCCAUUUAUUGAUGGGUCGACCAAAGACAGGCCACAAGAUAUUAUCAUACUUAUGGUUGGGGGAGUUACUUAUGAAGAAGCUCGAUAUAUCGCUCAAUUAAAUGAAUCAACUGCUGGAGUUCGUAUUGUAUUAGGUGGAACUACAGUACACAAUAGUAAUAGUUUCUUGAAUGAAAUUCAAGAUGCAUUUUACAGAUUCCCUUCAGAUGGUACAGGUACUAAGACACCGAAAUUUGGUAAAUCGUAA